ACAGAAAGCUGCAGUGCUAGCUAGUGCUAGCCAUAUUGCAGACAGUGCAACUGGUUAGUGAUGGAUGUAGCGCUAGUUGCCGUUAUUGGUUGCCAUAGCUUGCUGAAUAGCUUGCUAAAUGGCUGUCUGCGUGAUCCGGUUGAAUAGGACUUUAGCUGUCAACUGCAAUGGCUGAACUGCGUGUUGAAGUAACAAGCCUUCUCAGUAAUAUCUUGCAAGCCAUCGGAGAAAGGGAAAGGCAGAACAGCAGCUGACUCAGACAGAAAGGAGUGUUUAUCACACCCUGUUUGGACAACUGGAUCGUGGAGAAGACGCCUCAGCCUGAAGGACUACCCACGUUGCCAUGGCGCUGCCAUUUAAGAAAGAGCUGGAGAAGUACAAAGACAUGGACGAGGACGAGAUCCUCAACAACCUGUCUGCUGAGGAGCUGAGACAACUGGAACACGCCCUGGAGGAACUGGACCCUGAGAAUGCACUGCUGCCGGCUGGCCUGCGGCAGAAGGAUCAGACCUCUAAGGCCGCCACCGGCCCCUUCAACAGGGAGAGGCUCCUCAGGUACCUGGAGAAGGAGGCAAUGGAGUACAAGGAUCGCGAGGAUGUGGUGCCGUUCACCGGCGAGCGCAAAGGGAAAGCUUGGGUGCCCAAACAUAAGCCAAUCGAAACACAACAAGAGGAAGUGACGACCCUUGACCCGGAACUGGAAGAAGCCCUCUCCAGUGCCACUGACACAGAGCUCUGUGACCUGGCAGCUAUCCUUGGUGUGCAUACACUGGUGACCAGCACACAGACCAUUGAUGGACCUGGUGGUAAAGAAGGCUAUAACAAUGUGGUCAAAGGGGAGAAGGUCAAGCCCGUCUUCGACGAGCCGCCAAACCCCACCAACGUAGAGGAGACCCUGCAGAGGAUAAAGGCCAACGACGCUACCCUGGUGGAGGUCAACCUCAACAACAUCAAAAACAUCCCCAUCCCCACGCUGAAGGACUUUGCCAAGGCCAUGGAGAAGAACACGCACGUGAAGAAGUUCAGCUUGGCUGCCUCGCGGAGCAACGACCCCAUCGCCAUGGCGUUCGCUGACAUGCUGAGGGAGAACCGCACCCUGAGAAGCCUGAACCUGGAGAGCAACUUCAUCACAAGCGCCGGGAUCCAAGCCCUGGUGGGGGCGCUGCGGGACAACGACACGCUGACCGAGAUAAAGAUCGACAACCAGCGGCAGCAGCUAGGUACCACAGUGGAGAUGGAGAUUGCUAAGAUGCUGGAGGAAAACAGGAGCAUCCUGAAGUUCAGCUACCACUUCACUCAGCAGGGCCCUAGAGCGCGAGCGGCCGCCGCCAUCACCAAGAACAAUGACCUGGUGCGCCAAAGGCGAGUGGAAGGAGACGCGUAACCCCAGACUGCUCCCCGGCCACGCCCAAACCACGCCCUGCCACACCCGAACCACACCCAACCAUGCCCUGCUGCAACACGUGGAAACAAUUCAGCUGAACAGCUUUAUGUGCCAAACCGUGGGGUAUGGCCUGGUGUGGCAUCAUCAACCUAUCUGAAGAAGGGAAAUGACUGGAAACCCUCUACAUAAUUAUUAUUGUUAUUAUUAUUAUUGUUGUUGUUAUUAUUAUUAUUAUUAUUAUUAUUAUUAUUAUUAUUAUUAUUAUUAUUAUUAUUAUUGUUGUUGUUGUUGUUGUUGUUGUUGUUGUUGUUGUUGUUGUUGUUGUUGUUGUUAUUAUUAUUAUUAAUAUUGUUAUUAUUAUUCGUAUUAGUAUUAAUUUUGUGGUAAAUAUUUUAUUGGCUAAUAAUUCCAUUUAAGUUGGUUUUUGCCUAUUCAGACCAAUAGAUUUGAACCUUGUUGAGUAUUUUUUUCUCUGACAGGAUACCAUGAAGUACUCAUUUAGCAGAGAACAGAAAUGCUCUGGAGUUGCAUUUCUUUCCAUUUCCAGACGGGGACAAUCAGUUUAUAAAUGGUUGGAUUUAAACGCCAUUAGGCUCCAGUAGACUGAAGCGGUCAGUACAGAACAGUGGUGCUUCUGAACUUCGCCUGUGUUCCUGUGUUCAGUUGCGUGGGGUCAUUUUUAAAGCACCUGUCCCUCUCUUGAUGGACACUGUAAAAUGCACUGUCCUUGAAAUGGUUUUUCACCCGAGGUUGUUUCUUGCAUUUAUUGUUGUUUAUGGGGGUCAUGGCAGGGGUUUCCAGUAUGUUCUGGAGGCUUGUGAGGUGAUCAGUGUGUUGUGGAAAGUGUGUAGUUGAGUUAUGUGAGGGGUGACCUCUCAGGUGGGUAAUGUGUGCUUUUUGCUGUCUGUCUUGUAGUCUUCCUGCUUUGCUGGGGAUUGUGCCUCACAGACCAGAGAUUUUCAUUUUUACCUGAAUUUUCCACCAUCCUGGCCUGGGGAAAGGGAAGUAGACACCUGCCUAUCAGAGCCUGUUUGACAAAGCUCUGCGCCCACCCCCUGCUCCUAGCGUUUUCCAUUUUCUUGUGGAGAAAUGGCCAGAAAUGUUGGCAGACUGAGAUUUCCAGGUUGUCUGUUUGAACCUAUUGGUUUUUGUUGUCGAGAAAAAACAAUUAGCCAAUAGGAAAUAGUGAUUGACAAGCAUCUUGAGCAGUCCCAGGGUUCAUGAAGUCUUGCUCUUGCAUUGCUGCCAUUUGCCUUCCUUUAAAAUAGUUCCGUGCUAAACUCGGCUAACCAUGCUAACCCUUUCUCAUGCCCAUGCUGGCGCCAUGCCAAAGAAUGUAUAUCUGCAUCUUUUUCCAUUGUGGGGAAUUUUAGUGGCUGGAUUGCAUAUUUUCAUCAUAGAUUAUGUACAGAACAAAAAGCUAAAUAAGCACAUAAUUUUUCCUCUCCUUUAUAAGGUAUUUAUAUUUCUGGUUUUGCUUUCUUUUGUUUUAUUUCUUUCUGGGGCGCUGCAGUCAUGGGUGUGAAAUGGCCUUCCUGAAACCACUGCGAUUUUAGGUAUGUGUUUUUAUCAGGGCAUCCUGUUCGAAGUAGCAAUGCAAAAGCAAUGCCGUUGUCCCGAAGACGACCCGUUCUGACUCGCACCCUCAGUUUCUCCCCAGCAGAGGUCACCAAGCACCGCAUAGACUGCUGGCUGAGAGGCUGACACUAAGAUGCCAUGCAUGCUGUCUGUGGCAGAAUUAACUGGAUUGUAUAGGGGAAUGGGUGCAUGCUUUUAUCGCCUAUGCUGUCACCCCUUAACUGUUUUUUACUUCUCUGUGGGAUAACUGAUUAAAAACACAAGAAUUGAAACAAAAGACACUUUUUCAACAAUACUUGCAAAACAUUUUGAUUUUAAAUGUACAUUAACAUUUAAACACUUAUACAUUUGUAUUUUUCUUUGUCCAUUUCUGGUCUGUGGAACAUGCCAUGGCUUUUAAUACAAAUUUUUAUUAUUAGGUAUAAGGCAGAGCAUUUUGGUACUGUACAAGCCUGUUCUACAGUAUCAAAUCAUGGGUUUUCUUUUUUAUCUUGGUGAGCCAAAUGGAUUACAUGGAAUAUACAGACUGUAUCUAUACGUGUAUGUUGAUGCUUGGCUGUUUUCUGAAUAAUCAGAGAUAUUGAUGUACUAUUGCUGUGGAUCUGAAUGGUGAAGCUCGCUGUAUUCAUUCCCAUUAUGUUUUCAUGUGAAUCACUGUGCAAGUUAAACUGCUGAGAUCUUUAACCUUAAUGUGGUGGUUCUGGACACCACAAGAGGAAACACUGCAUACUGUUGUCAUUAUUAUCAUUAGUAUUAUUACUGCACAAAAUUACUUGCAUUGUAUAGUUUAAAAUGUACUCACCAAUAAAUGUUUUUACAAAA
Messenger RNA from Anguilla rostrata (American eel), 3784 nucleotides. RefSeq names its product tropomodulin-3-like. Gene Ontology annotation, molecular function: tropomyosin binding. Lineage: Eukaryota; Metazoa; Chordata; Actinopteri; Anguilliformes; Anguillidae. The coding region runs from base 344 to 1384 and encodes 346 amino acids. The record is from RefSeq and is a predicted model, not a curated record. Gene Ontology annotation, cellular component: cytoskeleton; myofibril; striated muscle thin filament. Gene Ontology annotation, biological process: muscle contraction; myofibril assembly; pointed-end actin filament capping. The transcript has 11 exons.